Paramormyrops kingsleyae is the source of this 3669-nucleotide messenger RNA. It is a transcript of the gene recql, whose product is annotated as RecQ helicase-like. The record is from RefSeq and is a predicted model, not a curated record. Lineage: Eukaryota; Metazoa; Chordata; Actinopteri; Osteoglossiformes; Mormyridae. Gene Ontology annotation, biological process: double-strand break repair via homologous recombination; DNA replication. Gene Ontology annotation, cellular component: chromosome; cytoplasm. Gene Ontology annotation, molecular function: ATP binding; four-way junction helicase activity; 3'-5' DNA helicase activity.
GAUUAUACGUUAUACACGCUGAUAUUAAACUAAGCAAUUACAUGCAGUUUUAGUCUGAAUGCGUAACACCUUUCGAAAGCUGCAUUAAACAUCCUAUUACUAAUGAUUAACCGGGAUGUGGUUAAAGUCACGACCCUCACUUGUUGAAAAACAAGCGCCAGACGAUUAAUACUGGACGAAGCAUGCAUAUUGAAUCCGGUUGACAAUGUUCUCCCUGUGCCAUCGGGAUGAAGUUGAUACGCUGCUUAUAAUUUUUUUUCUGGGCACAAAAUAACGUUUCAUUAUCUAUGGCAGAAGGUUAUAUUAUGGUGCUUUAAACCCGGCAAAAACAUCUUGGAGAUAAAUACUGUUUCAUAAAGUCUCAAGAGAUGCCGUCUAAGCAGAGACUGUUUUGUAGAGACUGUUAACUUUUGUAGGUUCCUGCUGAAAACCCCCUAAAUUUCCCUUGGUGGACCAAAGUGUUUUUUUCUGAGUUAGAUGUGAUGUCAUCCAACUUAGUAAUUUCGCUUUCGAUAUUAAAAUUCAUACAACAUGUGCGUUUACUUUAUGUGGCGAAUUAUACUGGAAACAACUAUUUAAGAAUUAGUGCUAUAUCAUCUGUCACUUAAGGAAGUGGGUGUGUCUUAUAUAAGUUGACGUUAUAGACAACAUACAACAUCUUUCAUUUAUUCCUGCAAAGCUUUGGCCUUGGGCGGUUUCUCUUAGUCCCAGUGAUCUUUUGCCCUUCGAUCGCUGUAGAUUUUUGACCCUGCUUAAACUCGGUAACAAAUGUGUCUUUGAGUAAAUGACGUUAAACCUGACCACUUACGUUAAUGAUUGUACAGUUAAUUGUUAAACAUUUAUUGAAGGAGCCUCGUAGAUUCAGGAUAUUGUAGUAAUUUGUAUAUGGCCUGUAGAGUAGCUGAAAAAAAAAAAACAUUUCAUAAUGUAAAAGCGUAUUUUAAAAGCAUGUUUUAUACAAUUUCUCAGUUUAAACAAAAUUCUACAUACCUGAAGGACAUAACAAGAACGACGAGGCUGUGAGAUAAACCUGCCAACUGACUAACUGUGACAUGGAGAAAAAUAGCGCCAAUGAUGCUCAGGCGGAGCUGGAGUCCGUGGAGUCGGAGCUGGUGGUGGUGGAGCAGCAGAUAGCGGAGCUGCUGGAGCGGCAGUCAGAUCUGAACUCCAGGAAGAGUCAGCUGCUCAAGCGGCUGAAGCAGGCCUCUAACUCCGCCCAGCCCUCGGGCUCCGCCCACUCACAAGGGUCUGGCAGAACCAAGCAGGAUCUGAAGCGCUAUGAGGGCACAGAUUUCACAUGGUCCAAGGAAGUGCGGCUCCAGCUCUCGGGGACAUUUCACCUUACCAAGUUCCGGCCGCUGCAGCUGAAGGCCAUCAACCUCACUAUGUCCGGGAAAGACGUCUUCCUGGUGAUGCCCACGGGUGGAGGAAAGAGCUUGUGUUACCAGCUGCCGGCUGUCUGCUCUGGAGGUUUCACUCUGGUGAUUGCCCCCUUGGUCUCUCUGAUGGAGGAUCAGCUCAUGUACCUGAAGUCCAUCAAUGUGCCAGCAGUCACCCUCAAUGCCUCCACCAGUAAGGAUGAUGCCAAGUCGGUGCUGGCCGGCUUGACGGAUAAGGAAACGCCGUUCAAGCUGCUGUAUGUGACUCCAGAGAAGAUAGCCAAGAGCAAGAUGCUGAUGUCCAAACUGGAGAAGGCCCACCAUGCGGGCAAGCUGGAUCGCAUCGCUGUGGAUGAGGUCCACUGCUGCAGCCAGUGGGGCCAUGAUUUCAGGCCCGACUACAAGCUCUUGGGAAUCCUGAAGCGCCAGUUUCCCCAGGUGCCGCUGAUCGGACUGACGGCCACUGCCACCAGCAACCUGCUGCAGGACUGCCAGAAGAUCCUGAACGUGCCAGAGCCCGUCACCCUCACCGCGUCCUUCAACAGGACCAACCUCUACUACGAGGUUCGGACUAAACCAGCAGGUCAGGAAGAUUCCACUAAUGACAUAGUGGCCCUGAUCAGAGACAGAUACACGAACCAGUCAGGAAUCAUUUACGUAUUCUCCCAGAAAGAUGCAGAAGUGGUUUCAGCAGAUCUACAGAAGAAGGGCAUUGCCGCCCAGCCAUAUCACGCCAACAUGGCGCCAGAGGACAAAUCCAGGGUGCACCAGCAUUGGAUGGCCAACAAGAUCCAGGUGGUGGUGGCGACCGUGGCGUUUGGGAUGGGCAUAGACAAGGCUGACGUCAGGUUCGUCAUUCACCAUUCCAUCAGCAAGUCCAUGGAGAACUACUACCAGGAGAGCGGCCGGGCAGGACGGGACGGGAAGCCCGCGGACUGCAUCCUGUACUCCGGUUUUGCGGAUGUCUUUAGGAGUAGCACUAUGGUUGUCAUGGAGAACGUUGGCCAGCAGAAGCUCAUGCAGAUGGUGGCGUAUUGCCAGAACUGGGAUAGAUGCCGCCGUAAGGUGAUGGCUGCUCAUUUUGAUGAGGUCUGGGACGACAAGGGCUGCAAUGGAAUGUGCGAUAUUUGUCGCCAUGGAAAUGAUUGCAUCACAUCAGACAUCACGCAACACGCCCGAGAGGUGGUGCGGAUUGUGGAGCUUUCUACUGCCGCAGAUGAGAAGAUGACGCCCCUGAAGGUGAUAGAUGCCUGGAUGGGGAAGGGUCCCAGCAAGCAGCGUAAGAUGAUCCAGAUGACCAUGCUGUCCCGCCCAGUGGUGGAAUCCAUCCUCAUCCAUCUGCUGCUGCAGGGAUACUUCAGUGAGGACUUCAGCUUCACCCCCUACACCACUUACUUCUACCUGAAGCUGGGUAGCAAGGCUCCGCUGCUGAAGAACGAUAAGCACACUGUCAAAAUGAAAAUGAGGACGACUCCAGCCGGGGACGAGCAAGAGGCUGGGUCCCCGUCCGGAUUGCAGACUCCUCCGUCUCCGUCUAGUGGAGACUGCCUUUCACAUGGAAACGACAAAUUCACCAAGAAAUCCAAAAACCAGCAGAAUCAGGCCGUAAAACUCAGCGAUGAGCAAGAAGGUACAGCUGGCAGGAGCCCUGCCCUGCAGACUGAAUUUCACUCCGCUGCUGUAAAGGAGGAUGUCAACAAGAAAGCCACAAUGGAAAUUGAUGUAGUAGUACCUUUCAAAAGCAACGGAAAACGUAAGUCGACAACAGCUAAAAAGAAGCAAAGACACCCAUCAACUGAAGCAACGGAUAGUUUAGGCAGCCCUCCCGUCCACCGGGGGUCAGUAAUAGUCAGUGCUCCUUCAGAGGGAUCCAUCAUUUCUGCUGCUGCUGUGGAGGAGCUUUGUCAUCUGCGCAGCUACUAUGGCAGGCAGCUGCAGCGAAUUGACUACGUAUCCCAUGAGCACUUAAACGACAGUGACUCUGCCAUAGCAACCUGUACCAAGGGAGCCCUGAGGAGCCUGCGGCUGCCCUGGGGCUCAUCCUUUGCAAAGUCCGUACGGAGCCUGUGGACACGAGUCAGCACACGCAGAAGACAUCUCAUUAGACGGGGACUUUGACACAAUCUUUAUCCCUAUUUAUUUGCCUUUUUUCUUGCACUGCUCCAGAAUAAUAAUAGUAAUACACUGUCCAUUGUUCCUGAUGCACAACUGAGUCUGAAAUCCUCUUGAUUUUCUGUUAAACCCAAUCCUAAAUUGCUAAUUUGUGAAUAAAAUUUGUUUUUCCCAUGUA